CCGGAUUUUGUCCCGUUACUGUACGGACACGGAUUGCAAUCCGUGAUGUACUGUAACCGUCGGAUGGGCAGUUACUUUGAUCCAAAGGUUGGGGUUCAUGUAGGGGUUGAUGUAGGGGUAUGUAGGGUUAAAUAAAUGGGCACCGGCUACUUUUUUGAAAUUUAAAUUUAUUAAAAAAUGGAAAAGUGAACAGUUACAUCCAUCAAUCAAGUCCUAUCAACCUAUCAACCGUCGUCCCUCUCCACUAUACCAUUUCAUUGUUAUUUUUAUUUUGUUGUUUAUUUUGUUUCAUUUCCAUUUUCGUCUCUGCUAGGGCAAAAACAAAGUUCUUUCAUUUCCAUUUUCUUUUUCAUUUUCCAUUUUGUUUUUCCAUUUUCCAUUUUCAUUUGAGUUGGUGAAACCCAUACUGUACAUUUUGUUCACUGUGGUGUACAUUACUCGAAGUCUGCCAUUGUUGGAGUUGUUAUAGGGAGUGUCAACGGUGGGUUUUACACUUUGUCCGUUCUACUUUACAUACUUUUCACAGAAAAAAAAUACAUUUUUCAAGCGAACGUGGUGUUUUUGCAUUUUCGUGUACUUAAUAUCUUCCAUUUUGUCUCAGGUGUGGAGGGUGAGGUGUUGCAAGGAUUGUGCAUUUCUGUGUGGAGGUAUUACUUUCUCUAUCUCUCUCUAUCUCUUUCUCUCUGGUUUUGUGUUGAAUGGAGUUUGUAUUUCUUUCUCUCUGUCUCCCCCCGUGCAUGUGCUUGGUUGUUAGUGUGGAAUGUACUGUAAAUUGUUUUGAGUUUUUCGUUUUAGUUUUUUAUGAAUAUAUGAUUCGGUAUUUCUAUUUAAAGUGGAAUGCACUGUAAUUUAGGGGUUUUGAUUUAGGUAUUUUGAUUUCGGUAUUUGUGAAAUGUGUUAGUUGACUUGUUUGGAUUUUGAAUAUUUGGGGAUUGGAUAAAUGGAGAUUUUUUGAGCAAUAUGACAAAACUCAUUUCAAUUUAAAAAUCUGAACCCAAUAAAACAAAAAUAGUUGUAUUGUUAUUAUUAUUAUGGCCUUAUGUAUAGGUAUUAGAGAAAAAGAUGUUAUCUUUUUCAGUUAUGUGUACGGUGAAGACUAAAGAUAUAAAUGUAUCAUAUGUUUUUGAGCAACACCCCAAAAAUAUAAUUCACAAGUUCUAUAAUAUUAGGUUGGAUAUUGUUUUAGUGAUCUUAUCAUUAUGUAACUGAUUUUGCUUUCUUUCUUGUUUUUGGGAUAAAAUAUGAAAACAUCAAGUAUUUGUAAGUAUGGUACCAAUUUUAGAGGCACUAAACUUAUUGGUACUGAGCAUAAUGUCAUACAAUUUAAAUAUCCUAAUAGAAAUAGGAGAUAUUAUCAAACCAAACAAGUUGUGUAUUGAAUUAAAAACUUAACACAGAUAAAUUAGGAGUACUAUUAAAAAUUCGGAUAAGAAUAAUUUAAAAAAAUAUAUGUUUUAAAUUUUGUAAAGAUAUUUGUACUAUAGAAAAUAAAAUUUUCGUACAUUUUUGAGACCUUAUGAAAUUAAAACCCUUUCGAAAUUUUUUCACUUAUGCAGAUAGAAUUCAUCUUAUAAAAUAGUAUCAAAAGAAAGCUAUUUUGUAAAGUAAUAUAAGUGGACAAGGUUUAGAAGUCCCAUUUUGCAACCCCAUCAAAGCUUAAUGUUCAUACUUGAGGAAGUGUAAUAAGACAUUAGUAAGUACUCUAGUUAGCAAGUAAAACAUUAGUUGCAUUCUCCUUUGAAGAAUUAUGGAGUUUUUGACUAUGUUAGGUAUAGGGAAAAAAUGUGGAAGGGAUAGAAAAUAAGUUUAAAAAAUUGUGGUAGAUCCUUAUUAUUUAUUCUUCUCAGUGUAUAUUUUCAUGUUCCUUCUGCAUCUACACUGAGAUGCCUACAAUAAAAUCUUAAUAUAAUUGUUUCUAUAUUUUAUAUUACAUAUGUUGGCAUCAUUGUAUGUUAAAAGUGAAUACUGUAUAACUGACUUUGCUGGGAUGGUAUUGUAAUAGUAAAUUAUCUUACGAAAAUAUGAUAACUUGGAAGCAAAGGGAGACUAUUUUGCAACAAGAUGAGUGAUUUUUAUUGUUAUUAUUACUUGUUUAUUUUAUUAAUUGUUUGUGAACUGCUGUACUUUGCGGUUUUUUUGUUCCAAUCAGUAACUGGAGUUGUUGGUUUGGUACAACCCACUCGAUUUUGGGAAAUUGACAUUGCUUUUAAUUGAAUUUUAAUCUUAUUUGAAUUUUCCUUUUGGGAAAUUAGAAUUAUAACAAAACUAACAAUUUACAGAAUCCAUUAUUUAGGCAUAUUGGUACAUUGUACUUAACAGUUUCCAUGUAAUACAUAUUAUGAAAUUAUGUUAUAUGGGAAGAGAUGCUUACCUGUUAUUGUACACAUAUAGAAAAUUAAGUGUCGGGAUGUCAUGAAUACACUGAAAUGUUAGACAAUUGCAUGAAUUAUUCAAAGUCUUUGUCUUCCAAUAUUUUAGUGUUUUGAAUGUUUGUUAAUUUAAGUUAUUUUGUCUUGUGUAAUAGGUUUAUAAAAUGGUAUUUAAACGGAAGAGGGGGGCUGCUGCAGACAAAAAGGAUGCAGCAGAGAUAAAGAAGAAGGAUCCGAAGGAAGCUUGGCCGAAGUACUAGUGAGUUAUUUGUGGCAGUUAUUUUAGUGGUAAUAUUUUUUGGUUUUGAAAAUAAUAUUUAUAAUUCCAUUCCUUUAUUUAAUUGAUGCAGCCAAGCCAAUUUCUAUGCUUAUGCUGAUGCACACAAAGAGAAACCUAAAGCAGAUGUGAGUGACUUGGACUGUGUUAUGGAUCUUUUAUUUUUUAUCUUUGAUUUAGCGUACUUUUGUUAAUAAUCGAGUCUUAAUAUUGCAGGUGCUUCGUAGUUUUAAGGAGCAAUUCAAGCUUCUUAGCGAUGAAGAGAUUGACAAUUGGGCUGCAUACGAAGUCGAGGCUUCCCCCGCCAAGGUUGGUGGUAGAGGGAAAGGGAAGAAGGUGAAGGAGACAUUAUCUGCUGAGCCAGGGAUUGACAACAACGAAGGUGUGGGGGACGUUCAAGUUUCUGGUCGUUGCUCAUUCGAGCGUUUGGGGAGAAUAGUCCCACUGCUCAACGAGGCUCAAAAAGAAAUGGUGAGAAAUGGCGGUUUCUCAACAUUUUUAAGGGAGGAUGCCCCGUACAUAGACGCUAAGAUAGUUAGUUGGCUGAUCGAUCACGUGGAUCCAACCACUUCUCGGCUGGAGAUAUUUGGAAGAACAAUCCAACUAUCCUCCAAGCUGUUUGAGGAUGUCAUGGGAAUCCGGGAUGGCGGAGAACCCGUGGCAACCGAAAGUGAGCGUGACCUGGUUGAGUUUGACGUCCUCUUCAAGGCCAAGGACUAUAGGUAUUCCCUGACUUUGCUGGAGAAUGAGCUCAGGGAAACCAGCGACAGUGACUACCUGUUUCUCAUUAAGUUUCUCCUUGUCUGUAUUGGAACUGUGUUGCUGCCGAAGAAUGGUACCGAGGUCAGCACUAGCUACAUGCAUUCUUUAGUUGACAUAAGGUCAAUUAAGAAGAAGAAUUGGGCGACUGCCGGAUAUCGAUAUCUAAUGAGCUCUCUACACCGGUACAAGACGAAGAACACCAAAAAUGUCUCCGGUUGCACGAUAUUUUUACAGCUUGUAUAUUUGACGCACGUAGACUGGACUGCUACUCACGUGGACCGAACUGUGGCUCCAAUUGACUUUUGGACCACAAAACACUGCAAGUUAGUGUACAAGUGGAUUCGAGACCAGGGUGGUCACACAAGUGGAAAGGUGAAGUUGACUAACACGUAUGUGUUACUGCCAAGUUUUGAAUCCGCUGCAGUUGGGCAACCCACAAAUGACGCAAUAUACAAAGCUGUGUGUGAGUUGAAAGAUGAGGUCUUCCGGCUUGAUUUGAAGGUGAGCAGCGCAAAAGAGUACAUUGCGAAGGUACUCUCCACUUACCUUGGGAAGGGGACUAUGAAAGAAGUGUUGGAGAUACCUGAGACGAGCAAAGUUCAGCGCUCGCUGUCGUUCAACGGGGAGACCGAGAAGAAGGAUGACGUGGGUGUCGAGGAAAAGGAUGGUGAAGGGACGAAGGAUGACGUGGGUGUCGAGGAAAAGGAUGGUGAAGGGACGAAGGAUGACGUGGGUGUCGAGGAAAAGGAUGGUGAAGGGACGAAGGAUAAUGUGGGUGUCGAGGAAAAGGAUGGUGAAGGGACGAAGGAUCAAUUGGAAGAGGAUGUUGAUGAUGUAGAGAGUGUCCCUUCACUUAAUCUAUCAGAAGAGAAGGUCGUUGUUCCAACUAAGGUGGUUGUUUCUGAUGAUUCGUUUGAGGUUAUGAACUUUUGGGGAGAAGAUCUCCCCGCUAUUGUAAAAGAGGAAGUUGAGCAGACAGUGAAGGAUGAUUUUGAUGAUGUUGCGUUCGAAAGAUUCAAAGAAUCUGGAGGGAAGGUGAUUGGUCCGUUCACUGUGAAGAAGGGUUACUCAAAUCAACAGUACGAGUUGUUCUGUUACAUUUUCUCUAGCGCCAAUGAUCCGAGUGAAGUGUUAGCCCAUUUUGGGAAGGUUGAGGUCGAGCGGAUGUAUUUCAAAUGCAUGAAACCGGAGACCGAUAUAUCAAACAGUGUCAUUGAUUGCUUUGCUCAAAUCAUGAAUUUUCGAGAGAAGAAGCGCAACGGCAUUGGAAGUAAGAGAACUUGGUUUAUGCCCACCAGAAUUUCGAGCAAGUUACUUGGAAGAACGAUGACUGUGGAGAGGAUGGCGAAGGAGCAAGAGUGGUCCACUCUUUAUUACGAUGCAGAUUUGAGUUUAUGUCACACUAGAUGGUAUGCACGUGUGUACACGGUUUGCCGUUUUAUUAGUGUAAUUGCACUAAUCUCAACUGUGAUUGUUUUAAUUUUUUUGCAGCUCCAGACUUUGGACCAAUUGUUUGCCCCUGUCAAGCCAGGAGACCUGAAUUUCAGCGAGUUUGUAAUUAUUUCUUCAAGCAAGGACUACCCACAACAACAAAAUGGCCACGAUUGUGGAAUGUUUGUAAUGAAGUACAUGGAAUCACUGUUCGAGGAAAAUGAAAUAUUGGAAGAGUUUGAUCCUAUUGAAGCCAGACUGGAUUGUGUUGGGAAAAUUGUCACCCACGAGAGUAACAAGGCUAAACAUGCUGUGAUGGAGGGAGUUAAGAAGCAAUUUGGAUUGAGCAAAACCAAAGUUCUUCCAUCAACAUCUACAACUAUACCAUUACGUAGUCCAUCAAGGUCUCCUCGAGACUCCCGAUUCAGCACAGCGAAGGCCAGGUCCGAAAACAUGUGGACUGGCAAGAGCAAGUCCCCGAAAACACGUCAUUCUAAAAGGCUGGCCAUAAGUAACAAGUAGUAUAUUACAAUGGUUACAAAAGUUACUUUAUUUAUAUAUUUACUAUGUUCAGUACAAUGGUUACAAAAGUUAGGUUUUAGGUCGUAAAUUAUAUUUAGUCAGUCAUGUUAUAUACUUGCAUCAUACUACUGUUAGGUGAUUUGGAAUUGCACUAAUGUUGGUGAUUUUAUAAUUUACUAUAGGGUAAGACUUGUGGUAGUUUUUAGAAUUUGGUGGAACUGAUUAUUAUUAUUGUAUGGUCAUUAUUACUAUUAUUGUGAAUAUUAUUUCGGUUGUUAUACUUUGCCAUUACUAUUAGGUUUUGGAUUUUUUUUUUACCAUAACAAUAUGUGAAGUACAUUAUUCUGAAAAUGAAACUAACCAAUUUUACA
Cannabis sativa is the source of this 5732-nucleotide messenger RNA. RefSeq lists its product as uncharacterized. The record is from RefSeq and is a predicted model, not a curated record. Lineage: Eukaryota; Viridiplantae; Streptophyta; Magnoliopsida; Rosales; Cannabaceae. The coding region runs from base 3115 to 5361 and encodes 748 amino acids. The transcript is spliced from 8 exons. Gene Ontology annotation, molecular function: cysteine-type peptidase activity. Gene Ontology annotation, biological process: proteolysis.